Molecule: messenger RNA, 303 nt
Organism: Colletotrichum orchidophilum
Lineage: Eukaryota; Fungi; Ascomycota; Sordariomycetes; Glomerellales; Glomerellaceae
Exons: 1
Coding region: 1-303 (100 amino acids)
Source: RefSeq, a predicted model, not a curated record
AUGGACUCUCUUUUGCGGUUGGUCUGCCGCUUCGGGCCGGGGUUCCUGCAGAGCUACGACAGGGAACCGGCCAUCUCUGCAGUAGAAUUCGAGGGCUGGCGAGGAGUCAUUCACGAUGCUGUUCACCGUUUUAUCUGCGGCGAUAUGUGCAUGUCGACAACGAUGGGAGUUGAGCCGUUCUGGAAGGGAACCAGCGCCCUUGAAGAAAGCAUCCUGCCGGCCAACGUAGCAUCCCGCAUGGAAGAUUCCGGGCCUUUACGGAUACUUCUAGGGUGGUAUUCCGGUCAUUGGGAGACGUGUUGA